Messenger RNA from Zophobas morio, 948 nucleotides. It is a transcript of the gene Cox11, whose product is annotated as cytochrome c oxidase assembly protein COX11, mitochondrial. Lineage: Eukaryota; Metazoa; Arthropoda; Insecta; Coleoptera; Tenebrionidae. The record is from RefSeq and is a predicted model, not a curated record. The coding region runs from base 217 to 915 and encodes 232 amino acids. The transcript has 2 exons. Gene Ontology annotation, cellular component: mitochondrial inner membrane. Gene Ontology annotation, molecular function: copper ion binding.
CAGAAAGAACCAAAAUGUUGAGGUUAUAAAACAAUUUAAUUCUAAGUGUGAAUUAUUUAAACAAUUUAAAUAAAUUUUUAAUAACCGUGAAAUCUCAUUAGUGUUGAGCGCUCGUACAUUCUUCCAAAUCUGUGUAAAUUUCACCAGCUACUAUAAAUAAAAGUGAGGUUAUGUGUAAAUCAUGUCUUAAAACCACCUUUCUGACUAAAAAACACCAUGUCUCCGCUUAAAAUACACCGAUUCGUGGUAAACUUACUCCGAGUGACUUGUAACAACCAAUUUUCGGCAAAGACUCGCGUUUUUCACGGCAGCCCCCAUCUCCAAAAAAACACAAACAAUACCCAAAAAACCCGCAUUAAAUCGACGUUGUACUAUGCGACGGCAGCGGGAGUGGUCACCGCGGGGCUUAGCUACGCUGCAGUCCCUCUAUACCGUCUUUUUUGCCAAGCCUACAGCUAUGGGGGCACCACCCAAACCGGCCACGACGCCGCCAAAGUCGAGACAAUGUCGGCAGUGAAACACCGCCCCAUCAAAAUCAAAUUUAACGCCGACACCGCCGCUAGUAUGCGGUGGAACUUCCGCCCGCAACAAAGCGAAAUUACGGUGCGCCCUGGAGAGACAGCUCUCGCGUUUUACACGGCGAAGAACCCCACUGAUAAACCUGUGAUUGGGAUUAGUACGUACAACGUAGUGCCUUUUGAAGCCGGACAGUAUUUUAAUAAAAUUCAGUGUUUUUGUUUCGAGGAGCAACAACUGGACCCCCAUGAAGAGGUGGAUAUGCCGGUGUUCUUUUACAUAGAUCCGGAAUAUGUGGAUGACCCUUUGAUGGAAUUUAUUGAUGAAAUCACGUUGUCUUAUACGUUUUUUGAAGCAAAAGAAGGGUUGAAGUUGCCAGUGCCAUCAUUUGUGAAGUGAAGUAGGUGAUAAAUAAAUUGUUUUAUUAGCGCA